This is a messenger RNA of Manduca sexta (tobacco hornworm), 3217 nucleotides long. RefSeq lists its product as uncharacterized. Lineage: Eukaryota; Metazoa; Arthropoda; Insecta; Lepidoptera; Sphingidae. The record is from RefSeq and is a predicted model, not a curated record. Bases 200 to 643 code for a protein of 147 amino acids. Gene Ontology annotation, biological process: sleep; regulation of synaptic transmission, cholinergic; positive regulation of voltage-gated potassium channel activity. The transcript has 3 exons.
AUACAGCUACCAUAAAAAUAUCGAUGUACAUUUUUUUCGUAUUUAAUAAUCGAUACAUAGUUAAAACAUCCCUAACAUUUAAAUUAACUGUCAAAAAGUUUGUUUUGGGUGUGUACCAUCUCGGGUGUGUACAUUAUACAGUAGUCGUUUUUUGUAUUUCGAAUAAUAUAGAAUUGUAUAGAAUAAACAAACUGGAAAAAUGAAUUGCAUAAAUCUAGUCGUGGUCACAUUAUUAUGUACAGUACCUGCAGUUUAUUCCGUGAGGUGUUACCAAUGCGCCUCAUCUCAAGACAGCAAGGGCGACGACACGUGCGGUGCCUACAAGAAAUUCGACAAAGAAAGCAACAUCGCGGUAGAAUGUGGUAGUGACGAGUCCCAUACCCCUGGCGCGUUUUGUAUGAAACUUACUCAACAAGGGCCUAAGGGUUUUAUAUGGGAUGGUCGAUGGCGUCAAGUGAUACGUCGUUGUGCCUCUAUAUCUGAAACUGGAGUGACUGGAGUCUGCAAUUGGGGGGUGUAUGACAACGGUGUAUAUUGGGAGGAGUGCUAUUGCUCCUCUGACGAAUGCAAUGCGGCCCAUGUCUUAAAAUCAUCCAUACCAUUAGUGCUUCUACUAAUCUUAAGUAUGUAUAAAUUGUGGUAAAAAUAUGAAGUAAGGGUAACAUAGUGCCUUGAAGUGACAUUAAUUUAUCUAAAAAGGGUAUGCAUUUAAAUAUUUCUACUAUUAACGAUGUGGUAUUGGUUAUUUCGGAACAAUUUGCCCAUAAGCACCACCUGCUGAGAUGUAAAAGCUGUAAAUUUUAGUUAUAUUAAGAAAGAUAGAACAAAAGUCUUGGUACCACUCAGCACUGAGAAACACAUUAGCGCUAGGUACCUCUGAACAGCCAAUCUUCCACCGUAAUUAUAAAAUGAUUAAUGUUAAUAAAAAAAAUGUAGGUACCCCAAAUAUACAGCCAGUGUUUGACGGAACAUUCUGAACUUAAUUAUUAUAAAACAAUUAUUGCAUUAUUAAUUUUAUAACAUUGAAAAAUAUUCGUAUAAUUGUUGGUCUAUUUAAAUGGCCGAGUAUGGAGGGAUAUUAAUAGAAUCUACAUGUGGAUUUCACUCUUGAUAUAUGAGUUUCAGAGUGUAAUCAAUAAUUAAUACUUUAAGCAUUCUAUAAAAGUUACCUCUACUUAUGAUAUUUCCAAUACAUACAUAGUCUUUAAAAUAAUUAAAUGUUACUAUAGAGAACAAUAACCUAUUCGCUAUUGUUCUCCACUGUUUUAAUACUAAGGUUAACAUUAUAUAUUAUAAGUUUUAUAACAUUAAUUAUAUUAUAUACUAUAAAAAAUUAUAUAACAUCUCUUUAGAUAUUUUAAUGUCCAAAACAUAAGUAGCUUUAGUGAAGUUCCGUCCAAAUGUUUUUAUUUUUAAAGACAGCACAACUUUGACUGACUAUGCAUAUCUGUGUUUGAAUAUAUUUAAAGUAUAGACCACUAUCAGUUAAGCUCAGUGUAUUAAUAUUGACGAUAUAAAGUAUCUUCUAAUUGAAUAAUUCCCGUGACUUGAUGAAUCUCAUUUAAAGGUAAUAAAUAAGUAUUUGACCGUUAAUUGAUGUCAAUUAGUGAGGAUUAUACUUACAAAAUAUGAUAAGUGUACUGCUGACAUAUCAUUCUCUAUUUAUAGUGCAUUCACUAUACAAUUUAAUAAAUAUAAAUAAAUAUUUUCUCAUUUAUCAAAUUGCUAAACCUCAUUAGGCCAGCAUUGUAGACUAAGGUCUAAACUAAUGUUUCCCAACCUUUUUUAGGCCAUGCCCCACCUAAACAUUUCUAAAAUUUGUAUGGCCCCAUACAUAAUUUUUAUCAAAACAUCGUAAGUAAUACAUAUAAUAAAAAACUGAAAAUUCUGUUUAAAUUGCCCCCUGUAGGGCGUGGGCCCCACGUUGGGAAACACUGUUCUAAAGCUUAUAGGACUAGAGGAGACCAGUACAAUCAAUACUUAAUAUGCUGCUGUUAUAAAAUAAAAAUAUAUGUAAUUUAUUUUAUAUUCUGAGUAAUUUGAUUACCUAUGUUAUUUCAUAGUGCGAUUCAGUGACAAACAAAGUAUAUAAUAUACUAUGGUACACAUGAUAACCAAAGCUAUGUACAUAAUAUGGUUGUGGGAGAAAGACAAUCAACAAACAGUUAAAAUACUUAUUUGAAAAGUUUGUAAGUAUUAGUUUAUAUUUAUGGUAUUACUGGUGAAUAUACAUUUAUUUUUCAUAAUAAUUAAGCAACAUAAUAUUGUGUUACAUUACAACAUUGGCAUAGCUAGAAGCUGAUAAAGUUACACCAUUUUUCAUGAAACGAAAUGUGUAUCUAAUGUUAUCUUAAAUUUUUACUGAAUUUUCUUAUGUUAUUAUUGACAUGAGCCAUCUACCGACGGAUGGCACAAUAUUAAUCACUUUGAUUUAAAAUUGAUAUGUUUUGCUACCUUUCGUCUUUAAAAAUAACGCAGAGAUAAUGAAAGUUAUAGACAAUAUAGAAAGGAAGCGCUAUGUUCUUUUUGGCAUGAACAAAAAAAUAUGUAACCACUAGAUAGAAAGACAACAUAUGUAUACCAUACCAAGGGCGUCGCCAAGGGAAUGCAGGGAGGGCCAACUUCCCUAACCCCCUUAGAAGUUCUAAAACUCGAAUUAAUGCACCAAUUCCAGUCCUAAUCUGUUCAAUUACACUGCUCUAUGUUAUUGUUAAAGCAGAGGAGGGGAGUGUGAGACGCACAUGUGCUCUCGACUUUGCCUACAAUUCAUACUUCUCUCAUUCUCCCUAUCAACUGCCCAGCCUUGGUGACGCUCUUGUACCAUAUCGUUUUGUCAUGAAUGCACACAUGAAAAACAUUAACAUUAGUCUGUUUUAAGCACUCAACAGUUUUCUUAAAUAUGUGCAUAAACAUAUUUUGCUCUUAUUGGCAGAAAAGAAGAUUAUAAAGGCGCAUCCUUUAAAAGUAUACUUUUUAAGACAUAAAGAAUCAAAACAUAAGUUAGAAAGGCAGCUUUUCUGAAUCAAAGAUCUAAGAGUUAUUAUGUUUUUUUUGUGUUUAUUUGAUUCCGUUAUUCAUAUGUUUGAAUGUACAAAAAAAAAGGAUUUUGUCGUUGGAUGUAAGAAAUCUAAUUAAAUAAAUAAUUAAUAAGUCGAAAUGACUUAUUUUAUAUUUUUACUUCCAUUUUGAUACUGAAAUUAAACCUAUUAUUAAUAAA